AUGGCUUCUGUAGCAUCUGGACCGGCGACGGACUCGAAGGAGGGCGGGAAACGCUCUCUGCGCCGGGUCGAGUUGCGGACAGCCAACCUGGCGGCAUGGGAGCGAGGCGGGCCUCCUGAGGGACUGGGCAAGCUCGACACCUCGCUCAAGCGUCACACGGCCCUCCUCGUCAAGUUCCGCUCGUCGCUCAACACGGCUGCAGCCAUUGCUAGUCUCCUGAAGGAGAUCUCACAGCUCUCGCUCGAGAAGUAUGUCGAGGAGGCUGUCGGCGCGAUUGUGGAGGGUCUCGGCAAAUGCAAGACGGCGGCCGAGACGGCGGGUGCGGUCGAGGUCGUCUCGGCGAUGCACCAGCGCUUCCCUGAACUCUUCACUCCGCCCUUCAACUCGCUCCUCCUGCAGGGUCUCAAGCCCGGCUCAUCGACCGCAACCGACCGCGACAUCCAGGAGAAGGAGAACAACGCUCGUAUUAUCAAGCAGCGUGGCUUGUUGAGGGUUGUUGGGGAGCUUGAAGCGGUUGGUGUGGUGCGGAAGGAGGGUGGGAAGGGCGCGACGGGCGAGAUUACUUGGGCGGCCCUGAAGGACCUGCUCACGUCCGACAAGGAAGCCCUCGCACUCGUCGCUCCCCUCGCCAUCGCAACCGCCAAACACCUCGGCUCGAUCUACCUCCCACCCGCCGACGCCGCCACCACGACAGAAGGCGAAGCAAGCGCGCAUGAUUUCCCGACUCUCGCAGAAGCUUCGCAGGCAGAAGACGACGCGAUCGUUUCGCGGGACAUGAAGGACAAGUUUCGCAAGCUGCUUGUUGCGUUCUUUGAUGCGCUCGGCAAGCGGGAACAGAAGUUGCACCUCGAACUGCAACGGCAGGACAAGCGCAAUCACGAGGCGUACAUCCGGUCUGGCGAGGUCUUUGAGGACCGCGAGAAGAACUACGAGAAGGCGGUCAAGUCGUGGGAGCGCGGGUGGGCGAGCGUCACGCAACUCGCCGAAGUCCUCUCUCUCCCCCUCCCCACCCUCCCCUCCCUCCAAUCAACCCUCAACGCCUCCAUCGUGACAGCCGGUUCGUCCGGCGCUACUUCAGGCGAAGAACUCGGUCCGCAGAGCUUGUGGGCGGACGAGGAGGAGAAGAAGUUCUAUGAGGACUUGGUCGAAUUGAGGGGGAAGGUGCCGAAUGCGCUUUUGGGUGUUGCGGAGGAGGAGAAGGUGGAGGAGGCGGAGGUGAAGGAGGACGUUCAGGAGGAAACGGUGGAGGGAGAGGAGGAGAAGGAUGCGGCGCGUAUCGAUGAUGAGGAUGCGGCGGAAGAGCCAGAGGACCCGGUCGCUAAGCUCGAAACGGCCGAGCCCGAUCCAUCCAUUCCUUCCGGCCCCGCCGCGCAGCUGAACGCCAUCUUCGCCCGCUUGCCCGAAGCUUCGUCGAAGAAGUCGAUCGAUGACAUCGCGGUCGAGUUUGCGUUCCUCAACAGCAAGGCGGCGCGCAAGAGGCUUGUCAAGACGCUCGGCUCCGUCAGUCGCAACCGCCAAGACAUCCUCCCGUACUACAGCCGCCUCGUCGGCACGCUCAACCCGUACAUGCCGGACGUUGGGAAGGAGCUUGUUGCGCUGCUCGAGGACGAGUUCCGCUACCUGCAGCGCAAGAAGAACGCCGACUUUGCCGAGACCCGCUCGAAGAACCUCCGCUUCAUCUCCGAGUUGACCAAGUUCCGCGUCACCCCGCUCCACGUCAUCUUCUACGUCUACAAGGUCCUCCUCGACGACUUCUCCGGUCCCAACAUCGACAACUUCUGCACCGUCCUCGAGGGAUGCGGACGCUUCUUACUUCGCAGCGAAGCGACGAGCGAGCGGAUGAGGCAGGUCGUCGAUACUUUCAAGCGCAAGAAGGCGGCUAUGCAUCUCGAUGAGCGGCAGACGGCGAUGCUCGAGAACGCCUACUACCAGUGCGAUCCGCCUGACCGCCCGGCCAUUCCGCCGAAGGAGCGGACGCCGAUGCAACUGUACAUCCGACACCUCUUCUACAACGUGCUCAACCGCAACUCGAGCGACAAGGUGCUCAAGCUCGUUCGCAAGCUCCACUGGGAGGACCCGGCGAUCGUCCGCAAGCUGCACAACGCGUUCACGAAGGUGUGGAAGAUCAAGUACUCAAAUGUCCACCUUUUCGCCGUCCUUCUCUACGAUCUCGGCCGCUACCACCCCGACUUCAGCGUGUCAGUCAUUGACGACGUCCUCGAGAACAUCCGCGUCGGCAUGGAGAUCAACAACUUCAAGUACAACCAGCAGCGUGUCGCGACCGUCAAGUACCUCGGCGAGCUCUACAACUACCGCGUGCUCGACUCGCGCGUCAUCUUUGACACGCUGUGGUCGCUCGUCACGUUCGGUCAUCCCGACGGCCGCCCUCACCCUGAUCUGCCUUCCGCCAUCGACACUCCCGACGACUACUUCCGCAUCCGCCUCGUCUGCACGCUCCUCGACACCUGCGGCGCCUGCUUCGACCGCGGCACGCUCAGAAAAAAGCUCGACAAUUUCCUCGUCUUCUUCCAGAUGUAUGCGUUGUCGAAGGGCUCGCUGCCGAUGGACGUCGGCUUCAUGUACUCCGACACGCUCGAGCAGCUCCGUCCGAAGCUCGUCAAGUAUCAGACUUUCCCGGAGGCGGCGCUCGCAGUUGACGAGAUGAUGGCUGCUGUCGCGAAGGAGGCACCGGUCGAAGACGAUGUCGACGAGCAAGAUGGACAGGAAGGUGCUCGUCCCGGUGCAGACGAGGAGGACGAGGAAGGUUCAGAGACGGAGGGAGAGAGCGAGGCCGACACGAUCGACGCGGACGGUGCUGCCGGCGACGCUUUCGAGGACGAUGAAGACACGCACGAGGGGCGUGGCCGCGACCCGAAUGCGAUGACGCAGGAAGAAGAGGACGACUUUGCUCGCGAGCUCGCCAAGAUGAUGGUCAGCUCGACCGAGGCGCGCAAGGCGGAGAGGAAGCCAGUCUCGCUCGACGUGGGCAUCCCGCUCAUUCGCAAAGCCAAGGCGGACGAUGAGGUCGCGAUGGACGAAGCGACGCAAGACAGUCGCGAGAGGAAGGGCAUGCAGUUCACGCUUUUGACGAAGAAGGGCAACAGGCAGCAGGCACUGUCGAUGGAGAUUCCUCGCGAGUCGUCCAUCGCGAUGAGCACCGUCGCUCAGCGCGAGCAGCACAAGGCCGAGCAGGAGCGGCUCAAGCGACUUGUUCUCGACUACGAGUCCCGCGAGGAGGAGGCAGACAAGCAAGCUCUCAAGGAGACUCUCGCUCGUCGCGGCAUCGUCCUCAACUAUGGUGCUGAGAACCGCAAGAAGGGGAUCAAGUUCGAGGUAGUGCCUUGA
Messenger RNA from Rhodotorula toruloides NP11, 3345 nucleotides. Its product is annotated as regulator of nonsense transcripts 2. The record is from RefSeq and is a predicted model, not a curated record. Gene Ontology annotation, molecular function: protein binding; RNA binding. The transcript is spliced from 19 exons. Gene Ontology annotation, biological process: nuclear-transcribed mRNA catabolic process, nonsense-mediated decay. Gene Ontology annotation, cellular component: exon-exon junction complex; cytoplasm. The coding region runs from base 1 to 3345 and encodes 1114 amino acids. NCBI's taxonomy places the organism in Eukaryota, Fungi, Basidiomycota, Microbotryomycetes, Sporidiobolales, Sporidiobolaceae.